AUGCCGUCUUUCGACCUGAUAAACAAGGUGGAGCUUUUUGUGCGGAAAGGAAAGUUUCCUGUAGACGCCUCAAAAAGUUCGAAGACAGUGAUCAGAGCUGCCAGCAAACACUUCAUCUACAAAGAUGGCUGCCUGUGGCGAACUUACCGAGGCCGCCUCCUCAAGGUCGUCAGGAGCGACGAGGAAGUGCGAGAGAUCCUGACGCGUUAUCAUGACGACAACAACCACGCCGGCCGGGAUCGCACAGUACGGGAGAUCAUGCUCAUGUAUUACUGGGUGGGAGUGACGGAGGCGGUGAAGACCUGGGUCAAAGCUUGUACUGCUUGUCAGAGCCGGAAUCCCACAGAACCACCCAACCCACCCGUCCAGUUCUGCCUGGCCUACGGCUGCGACGCCUCCAGUUACGUCGACCCGGAGCUCAGCUUCUUCAGGUUCCCGAAGGAGGCCGAGCAGCGGCAGAGGUGGCUGAUGGUGGCCCAGCGGGACGAAGGCUCGCUGCGCUCAAACUCCUACCUCUGCUCCCGACACUUUGAGUCGUCCUGCUUUACGCUGAGCGAGGAGGGUCAGCUGACUCUGUCGCCCGACGCUGCACCAACCAUCGUCACCGUGACAGCGGAGGAAGACGAGGUUCCCGUCCCUGAUGAAGAUGAAGACUUCCUGUGUUCGAACUCCCUGGAAGACCUCCUCUCUUCAGCUGCUGCCGCUGCAGACACCGCGGACCCGUCUGCACCAGGCUGCGAUCGCUCUGAAAUACCUGUGCAGCUGCAGGAACACCAGUACUGCCUCCCUGCUCCGGCUGCAGACCCCAGGGAGUUCCAGCCAGUAAGAGAGGAACAGAGGAGAAAGACCAUCCUCGAGCCGAGCUUCUCCACAUACAACCAGAUCGCCAGGUAUCUGAGCCACAGGGUCUUACCCAUGCAAAGCAAGAAGAGCAGAGUUGCUCUGAAGAGGAUGUCCAAGCGCUUUGGACUCAUCGACGGAGUGCUGAUGUUCACCCGUGUCUCUCCACCUCUCAGAGUGCCGCGCAGCAGAGAGGAGGUGAACGCCAUCCUGCAGCAGUUCCAUGACAACCAGGGUCACUACGGUCACGGCAUCUGCCAGCAAGAGAUCACAAAGCACUUCUACUGGAGCAGCAUGACCCGGGACCUGGCCUCGUGGAUCUCCAGCUGCCACACCUGCCUCAACAGAACCAAGAGGAAGUGGCUCCGCUGCAGCAUCCACAGCUGCAACCACUGCUGCGGGCCGGUGGAGAGGGGCCUGGGCCUCGCCUUCCACAAGUUUCCUCUUCACAACCCGCCCCUGCUCGCUCAGUGGUUGAAAGCUGUCGGCCGGUCCAACUGGCACCCUCGGCUCGGCUCGUCGAUCUGCUCGACCCAUUUCACAGAGGACUGCUUCGACCGCAGUGGAGAGAAAGUCACCCUCCGUCCAGACGCCGUUCCCACGCUGCUGGUCCACAACAGCUCAGCAGCUCUAUUUGCCAAGUACGAUGCUGUGGAGCUCUACCUCCGUCAACGCGUUUACCCUCACGGUCUGAGCUACGUAGAGAAAAACACCUUCAGGAGGUUCUGCAAGAAGUUCGUCAUCAAAGGCGACGAGCUCCACAUGGUGAAGGCGGACCGGCUGCGUUUGGUCCUGAGGAGCAGGCCGCAGGUUGAAGUCGCCCUGAAGGAUUAUCACAACGAGCUGAACCACCUCGACACCAACAAAUGUCUCCGGCUGCUCAACGAGAGAUUCUUCUGGAAAACCAUGAGGCCUGACGUGGUGCAGUGGAUCAGCAGCUGCUCCGAGUGCAACAGAAAGACGAGGAAGAAACCAGAGCACCAGGCGGCGGCGGCGGCGGCAGGAGGAUCAGAGGCAUCGCUGCAGACGUCACCACAGAUACAGCACGAUGUCGACAGUGAGACGGAUGAUGCAGAAGAUGAAGAUGAUGAUGAUGAUGGUGGUGGUGGUGGGAGCGCUGGGGAUGAAGAGAUGCAGGAAGCAGACAACAGAGAGGAUGAGUCCCCCCGACCUGCAGCCCCCAUCAACCCUCAGCGCAGAAUUCCCAUCAUCCUCCAGCCUGGCACCAGAGUCCGGUCCGUUGAGAGAGGCAAGCGUUCGCAGGCUGACGUCCAGAAGGAGACAAACGGCGCUGACACUCAGCCCGAGAGUCAAAAAGGCGUCCAGGCUCAUCCAGAGGAACAGCUGGGACCUGGAGUCGUAACACGAGACUCUCGGGGCAGCGCCAGAACACAUCACUACCUCAGAGAGCUGCCUCCACCUGACGUCCCCGCAAAACUUCCGCAAGCAACAACCAAUCAGAUUCAACCUGUGAGUCCCAACAGCCAAUCACAAACAUCGACACAAACCCAGAACGACGGCGGCGUCGUGCCCCCGGCAAAGAGGAGCAGAGACCUGGAGGCGGACUCUUCGGCUAACAGGACGUCCAGCUGUGGCCUGGAGCCUGUGGUGGCCCCGAGCACCAAACCCUGGCCCGUCUUCACCAUCGCCGGCUCUGCACCGGGUCACGCAGCCAAACCGCCCGAGGCCGACAGGAGCGGUCCGGCUCUCUGCCGGGGACCCAGGACGCUUCAGGCCCGGACCAUCAUCCAACAGUGCAGUCAAGCGAAGGUUAAGAUCAAACCUGCUCUGGACGGAGCUGAGGCUCAGUGGGCCGAGAUCCAGGACGGAAUGGUUGUGUACGUCUGCUUCUCCCACGGAGCCUCGGAAAACGUCCCGUAUGAAAUUGCCAACACUCUGAUGACAACCAAACUUUUCCGAAAAGACACCCGGCACUGGGCGUCUGUCCUCGACCUUCCCGGCAGCGUCUUGUUUAUCCCCCAGGACUCCCUGCUUGGGGAGCCAGUGCCCAAGAGAAAGAUGCAGUUUAAGGGCGGGUGUGAGCCGUGGUGGGGCGCUCAGCUCUUCUCCAACCUGGUGUUCACCUGCAGGGAGCUCGUGCAGCGCUCCGUGAAGUGCACGAAGGCGGGCGUGAAGGUGGAGCAGGGGGUGUACGGCCAGAAACAAGAGAUGGUGCUGAACUGUGCUGAGCCGCUGACGGUCCUGCUGGAGUUCUGAGGUACAGACGGACACUAGGACGGGAGGAGGGACGUCCACUGAUCUGAAUCUGAAGGUCUCUAACAUGUUUCCACCACAGCUUCUGAUACGGAAGCUACAGAAUCACGGUUUGGAUCAUUUUUCAGAUCCUCAGUUCCAUAUGUAUAUGUGUAGAUACAUGUAUAUAUCUAUAUAUAUAUAGAGAGAGAGAGAAACAAAUGAACACUUCAGUAACUUAUUAUCAACAAAUAAAUCCCACAAUUCAAGAGCAAAAAAAACUAAAAUCCGUUUGUGUGGAUUUCUGUUUGCGUUCUGCUUCUGAGGAACCUUGAAGAAAACUCCGAUGAUUAAAAGAGAAGUUUGAAAUGUUCACACGUGAGGAAACAACAAGUUGUUUGUAUUUACUGUUUUCUUUCCGCUCGCUCUGAGGCUCCGUCCACAUUAAUACGGUUUUCCACACGUUUACAUCUUCUGUUCCCACUCUUCCAGUUUUCUGUCCCUCAAAGACUAAACUCUGCUUCCUGUUUACACCACAUGACCAGUGGAUCGUCACGUGACAUUUCGGGUGCGUUAGUGUGGAACGCAUCGUGACUCCGUGUUUUUGACACAGUUAAAUGGACUUCAUAUAUUUUCCGUAUUGAUUAUACUGUAUAGUUGAGAAAAUCUUGAUAUUAAAUAAUUAUUUUUUGUAAAA
Paralichthys olivaceus (Japanese flounder) is the source of this 3730-nucleotide messenger RNA. The record is from RefSeq and is a predicted model, not a curated record. Lineage: Eukaryota; Metazoa; Chordata; Actinopteri; Pleuronectiformes; Paralichthyidae.